AGGCGGUAAAUAUGCCGGACACCAUCAGCGUGACAGAGUUCAUCGCUGAGACCCAUGACGACUACAAAGCGCCCACCACCUCCAGCUUCUCCACCCGGAUGGUUCACUGCCGCGGCGCAGUGGCGGCGCUGGAGGAGACUCUGGACAUUGACAGAGGAGUGCUUUAUAAGAUCAAGAAGUCCGUCAAGUCCAUCAACACAUCUGGUCUGGCUCACGUGGAGCAUGAGGAGCAGUACGUCCAGGCCAUGGAGAAGUUUGGAGACAACUUUGUCUCCAGAGAGGAUGUCGGAGUCGGCUCGGCCUUCCUCAAAUUCACCGUCUUCACGAAAGAGCUGACGGCCCUCUUUAAAAACCUGUUGCAGAACAUGAACAACAUCAUCACCUUCCCGCUGGACAGUCUGCUGAAAGGAGACCUGAAGGGAGUCAAGGGGGACCUGAAGAAGCCUUUUGAUAAAGCCUGGAAGGAUUACGAGACUAAACUGGCUAAGAUUGAGAAAGAGAAGAAGGAGCAUGCGAAGCAGCAUGGGAUGAUCCGCACCGAAAUCAGCGGCGGGGAGAUCGCUGAAGAGAUGGAGAAGGAGAGGAGGCUCUUCCAGCUACAGAUGUGUGAGUAUCUCCUGAAAGUGAAUGAGAUCAAGGUGAAGAAGGGAGUUGACUUUCUUCAGAACCUCAUCAAGUAUUUCCACGCCCAGUGCAAUUUCUUCCAAGACGGACUAAAGGCUGUGGAGAACCUCAAACCCUCCAUAGAGAAGCUGGCCACAGACCUCACCGCCAUCAAACAGGACCAGGACGGGGAGAGGAAACAUCUGAUUCAGCUCCGCGAUCUCCUCAAGUCCUCCCUGCAGUCAGAACAGAAGGAGGACCCCCAGGCCAAACAGAGUGCAGGCUACAGUCUGCACCAGCUCCAGGGAAACAAGGCCCACGGGACAGAACGAACCGGGAUGCUUUACAAGAAGAGUGAGGGGUUGAGGAAGGUUUGGCAGAAGAGGAAGUGCUCCGUGAAAAACGGCUUCCUAACCAUCUCUCACGGAACGGCAAACAGACCUCCGGCGAAGCUCAACCUGCUGACCUGCCAAGUGAAACGAAACCCAGACGAGAAGAAGAGCUUUGAUCUGUUCUCUCAUGACAGAACCUACCACUUCCAGGCUGAGGACGAAUCCGAGUGUCAGAUCUGGAUCUCUGUGCUCCAGAACAGUAAGGAGGAGGCCCUGAACAAGGCGUUUAAAGGAGACCAGGACGAAGGGGAGAACAACAUCGUACAGGAGCUGACCAAAGCCAUCGUGCAGGAGGUGAAGCGGAUGAGCGGGAAUGACGUGUGCUGUGACUGCGGCGCUCCCAAUCCCACCUGGCUAUCCACAAACCUCGGGGUUCUGAUCUGCAUCGAGUGCUCCGGGAUCCACAGAGAGAUGGGAGUCCACUACUCCAGGAUUCAGUCUCUGGACCUGGAUGUGCUGGGAACCUCUGAACUCCUGCUGGCUAAGAAUGUUGGCAACGCUGGCUUCAACGAUAUCAUGGAAGCAGAACUGUCAGUGCAGAGCGUCACCAAACCCAACCCCUCCAGCGACAUGCUGAUGAGGAAGGAUUACAUCAUAGCGAAGUACACGGAGAAGCGUUUCGUCCAGAGGAGAUGUUCAGACGCGGCGUCCAGACUGCAACGUCUGUCUGAGUCUGUGAGGAGCCGUGACAUCCUGUCACUCAUCCAGGUCUACGCAGAGGGCGCCGACCUCAGAGAGACCAUCCCACAGGCCAAUGAACACGAAUCUGGUGAGACGGCGCUCCACCUGGCGGUCCGGAUGGUGGAUAGAAACUCGCUCCACAUUGUUGACUUCCUGGCUCAAAACAGUGGAAACCUGGAUAAGCAGACAUCCAGAGGAAGCACAGCCCUCCAUUACUGCUGCCUGACGAACAACAGUGAAUGUCUCAAGCUGCUGCUGAGAGGGAAGGCCUCCGUUGCCAUCACUAAUGAAGCUGGAGAAACGCCGCUGGACAUCGCGAAGCGUCUUCGCCACACGCAGUGUGAGGAACUGCUGACUCAGGCCCAGACGGGGAAAUUCAAUGUCCAUGUCCACGUGGAAUACGAGUGGCGAUUGCGUAAUGAGGACCUGGAUGAGAGCGAGGACGAGAUGGAGGAUAAGCCCAUCCCCCAGCGGCGGGAGGACCGUCCAGUCAGCUGCUUCGUGCAGGCAAGCGUCCCCGUUAAGUCCAGCCUGGCGGCACUGGCCCGCGAUGCUGCCUUGCUGGCGCGGGACAAGCAGCGCUCCAACGUCCCCAGCAUGAUCAGCAACGAAACGUAUGGCACCGUGCUGGACCUCAGCCCUCUGCCGUCCAACAUGCCCACUCCCCCUGUCCCCCCCAGAUUCCCCAUGAAAGGACCAGCACACAACAAGCCAGUUCCCAUGGAGACGGUGAGGAGACAGAGGUCAUCAUCUGAUCCCCCAAACCCCCAAACACCAGAGAGGAACUCUUCCAUGUAUGUGCUCCCUUCAGCCAUUCCUCCUCCUCCUCCUCCUCUUCCUCCACCGCCCGCUGGUAGGAGGAGCAGUGCGACUGAGCCACCCAAUGUUUCAGCCAAACACACACCCCUCCCCCUCCUUCCUGCUCCGCCGUCAUCUGGACCCACAGUGCUCCCUGCUGCACCGCCUCCUACCUCCGCUCCAGCGCACAAACCGUCCCCCCUGCCUCCUGGGGCACCCAGCCAGCUGCCCAGCCGACGCCCCGCACCAAAAUCCCCGACGUCACCCAGCGGGUCUGUUAAAAAAGUCCCGCACAGACCGCCUGUUAGGACCGCAUCAAUUAACAAACCAGCUAAGGACUUGGUUCAACCCAAAUCCCCCUCCAGCUUGACUUCACCACCAACUCCCAAACCUCGCACCACCGUCCCAAAACAGCGGCCUCAGCGGGUGAAAGCCAUCUACAACUGUACAGCUGAUCAUCCAGAUGAGCUGACGUUCUCUGAGGGGGAGGUGAUCGUAGUGGACGGAGAGGAGGACCAGGAGUGGUGGGUCGGCCACGUUGAAGGGGACCCGGCAAGGAGGGGGGUAUUUCCAAUCACUUUUGUUCACUUCAUCACAGACUGAUGCAUCCAAACAAAGCCAGGAUCAAACUUUAACCCCAAGCUGCCUUCAGUACUCCCUGGACUUCUCUGGAGAAAACUGUCCCCAGGUCUUGUGUGGCACACCGCUGUGUCUCUCCUUGAAUAAAGGCAGAAUGGAAACCUGUAUAUCCCAACUGCCAAACAUACAGGUUUAAACUUUUAGUCCGCUGUGGCUCAUGUAUGA
Messenger RNA from Lampris incognitus (smalleye Pacific opah), 3278 nucleotides. It is a transcript of the gene asap2b, whose product is annotated as ArfGAP with SH3 domain, ankyrin repeat and PH domain 2b. Gene Ontology annotation, biological process: positive regulation of GTPase activity. NCBI's taxonomy places the organism in Eukaryota, Metazoa, Chordata, Actinopteri, Lampriformes, Lampridae. The transcript has 28 exons. Gene Ontology annotation, cellular component: cytoplasm. Bases 12 to 3077 code for a protein of 1021 amino acids. The record is from RefSeq and is a predicted model, not a curated record. Gene Ontology annotation, molecular function: protein binding; GTPase activator activity.